Molecule: messenger RNA, 1808 nt
Organism: Cryptomeria japonica (Japanese cedar)
Lineage: Eukaryota; Viridiplantae; Streptophyta; Pinopsida; Cupressales; Cupressaceae
Product: methionine aminopeptidase 1D, chloroplastic/mitochondrial
Exons: 11
Coding region: 159-1169 (336 amino acids)
Biological process (GO): proteolysis
Molecular function (GO): metalloaminopeptidase activity
Source: RefSeq, a predicted model, not a curated record
UACCUUAUCCAUUUUUAAUCACAGCUAAAUUGAUUUCGAUGAGCACCUCCCGUUUCAAAAUUUAAAUUCAAAGCGCAAAAAGUAAUAUACGCCAUUCCAGCGUUGAUUUAAGCAGAGGCGAGGUCCAAGGAUCGAGUCCCCAUUGGCCAGCAUUUUCCAUGGCUCGUGCUCCGCCAAGAUUUGUCGCAUCCUUCUGGGGCGAAGCAGCAGCAUCCCGCUCCUCUCUAUCAAAUUUCAGCCUCCGAAAAGCUAAUUCAUGCAAGUCAAAACAUCUGCUGGUUGUCUCAAGAAAAUUAUCUGGUCUAGCCGAUCUUCUAUUCAACAGAAGGAGUCGAGAGCAAGAACAGUUAGAGUGGCGACAUACACAUACUAGAUUAAAGCCUGGAAAAUUAUCACCUCCAUUACCUGUUCCAGACCAUAUAUUAAAGCCACCUUAUGUGGAUUCAAACUUUGUACCUGAAGUUGCAUAUGGAACACAAAUACAUGAUGCUGAGGGGAUAUCACGUAUGAGAGCUUCAGGACAGCUUGCCUCUCGUGUCCUGGAUUAUGCUGGAACAUUGGUUAAACCAGGAGUUACAACAGAUGAAAUCGACAGAGCCGUUCAUCAGAUGACCAUUGGUGCUGGAGCGUAUCCUUCACCUCUUGAUUAUGGUGGUUUCCUAAAGAGUGUAUGCACUUCAGUGAAUGAAUGCAUCUGUCAUGGCAUACCCGAUUCACGACCAUUGGAGGAUGGUGAUAUUAUCAAUAUUGAUGUAACAGUUUAUUUGAAUGGUUAUCAUGGAGAUACUUCAAAAACAUUCUUUUGUGGGAUGGUUUCAGAGGAAGCUAAGCAACUUGUAAAGGUGACUGAAGAGUGUUUGCAUAAAGCAAUAGCAAUUUGUGGACCAGGAGUGGAGUUCAAGAAAAUUGGUCGAACAAUAAAUGAUUACGCAGAUAAAUUUCACUAUGGUGUUGUGAGGGACUUUGUUGGUCACGGGGUUGGCGAAAUUUUCCAUUCUGAUCCAGUGAUACUACAUUUUCGGAACAAUCAACCAGGACGCAUGGUAGUAGGUCAAACUUUCACAAUUGAAACCCUGUCAGAUCUUCGGGAAUUGGAGGAUGAAAACCCUUCAGUAUCGUGUGUUGGCUUCAUUCAAGAGUCAAAUUUGGGCGUACAGAGCCCAUGCUGACACUCGGCAGCAUUGAUCAUAUAAUGUGGAGCGACAACUGGACAGUCGUUACAGCUGAUGGCAGCUUAUCUGCACAGUUCGAGCACACUUUAUUGAUUAGAGAAGACGGUGUAGAAAUUUUAACACGUUGCUAAAACAAGUUCUCUCAAUUCCAGAUCUUCUGCAAUGGCUUGUAGUCAACAAGGAGUAACUGAUUUACACUAAGAAGCCAAGCGGCCAUUUUUGUAUGUCAAAAGUUUUCUUUUGUUGAUCUGUCGAUCGUUGUACAUCAUUCAAUGUAAAUAGUGGACAUUUGUAGACUAACAUUCAACAUGAGUAAGGCCACUCUGAAAUUUCAGUGGCUUGUUAAUUGAUUUGGGCUUCAAUCAAGUCGCAAGUUCUUACUAGUCAUAAUACCUCUGUGUAGGAUGUAGCGUGUUCAGAAUUUCAAACAAGUAAUUAAGGAGCAGAGAGAAGGCAAGUUAUUGGACUAAAUCAUUUGCAAACAUCUUACUGCUCAAAUUUGAAGUGCCAGAAGGAAGACGAGAAAUUCACAGAUAGAAGGGUUGUGUGAUGUAGAAAUCUAGAACAGGAUGGUUGAAGCUAGUAAAACAGUUAUUUAUUUAUAUUUAAUAGUUGACCGAAUUGAUGUUUUGAGAA